AUGUGUUGGUUAGCUGUAGCCUUUGUUCUGCUCUUCCACGGCAAUGGCGGUUGGUGUUGUCCCCGCCCUGAAAGAGAUUACCUUUUGCGUUUCAAGGAUUCUGUUGUUGAUCCCUCCAAUCAAUUGCUCAACUCAUGGCAUGGUUUCAACUGUUGUGAGUGGAAUGGAAUCCAAUGCCAUCCUCACACACAUCAUGUCAUUCGACUCGAUCUCCACAGUUCCGAUGAUGCUCGAUAUGGUGAUAGUCCUAAUCUCGAAAUGCCUCUAAAUAAUUUAGCUGGGGAUGUUCUUUCCCCAUUGUUCAAUCUGGAACAGUUGGAACACCUGGAUCUCAGCUGGAAUAAUUUCUCUGGAGUUCCCAUCCCUCCUGGAUUGGCCAGACUCAAGAGUUUGCGCUACUUGCACUUAUCAGAGGCUGGAUUUAGUGGAGAUAUUCCCAGGGAGCUGGGGAACAUGUCUACUUUGUACUACUUGGAUCUCUCUUACAAUGAUCUGAGAAUGGUGGACGUGCGGGCGUGGACGGGAAAUAUGAGAGAUUUACGGGAGCUCAUCCUGGACAAUGUGAACAUGUCAAGAGUGGACAGCAAUGAGUUGGACAACGCUCUCUCCACCAUGUACGCUCUCACCCGUCUUCAAAUGUACGAGUGUGAUCUUUCUGGAGAAUCUCCCCCUUCCCUUGCCAACCUCACCAAUCUCACCCACCUCGAACUUGGUAGGAACGGUUUUACUGGUAGCAUCCCUUCUGCCCUGCUGAGCCUUCCAAGACUGCAACUACUGGACUUGUCCUAUAACUACCAUCUGGGAGGGAAGCUGUCAAGCAUUCUACCCCAACACUCUGCUUCCCUUCACACCCUUGAUCUUUCAAGCACAGCAGUGGGAGGAACCAUUCCGGACUCUGUUGCCAACAUUUCCUCGUUAACUGUCUUGCAUCUCUCAGGCUGCCGUGUUGAAAGUAUACCGAUUACUAUGGCAAAUCUCACAGCGCUUAGAGAAUUGGAUCUCGGUUAUAACAUGUUAAGAGGCCACAUCCCGCCGUUUGGGGAUAGACCUCAGUUGGGAAGACCUUAUCCUUUGGCCUAUAUUGAUCUAUCCCAUAACCAGUUGGAUGGUCCCAUUCCCCUAAUGCUGUUGGCUGCAUUUACGAAUCUCCAAUAUGUCGAUUUGAGUUACAAUCAAUUGAGUGACAGUAUUCCGUCCCCCGCCAGUACGCUUCACUACCUUGCAUGGCUUCAUCUGAGUUGCAAUGCAUUGACGGGUAAAAUCCCUUCAUUGGCUAAACUCCCGUCCCUUGUCCAACUUGGCCUGAGUGAUAACCAUUUGAGUGACAAAAUACCCCUUUCCAUUGGCCUACUCUCAUCUCUCGAAUUGCUUGAUCUAAGCAACAACAAUUCAGAAGGUGCCAUCCCUCUCGACAUUUCCAAUCUUCCUAAACUGAACAGCCUGUACCUGUACUCCAACCGGUUAAGUGGGACUUUUUCAGAGUCUCACCUUGAUAAUCUCAGCGAACUUGUCUAUUUAGACAUUUCCGAUAAUCUUUUAACUGCCAGGUUCAGUCCAACAUGGAUUCCAAGAUUCUCUUUGACAGUGCUGAGAUUAAGUUCAUGUAACGUGGAAGGCGGUCUUCCAACAUUCCUAAUAACUCAAUAUCGGGUUCACAAAGUGGAUUUGUCCAACUGCAGCCUUACAGGAAAUAUUCCCCAGUGGAUAUGGGGUGUCAAUUCUCUUCUGAAUCUCAAUCUUUCUCAUAAUCACUUUACAGGAUUUCUGCCUCAUUCGGUGAUGGGAAGUCGAUUGGGGAGUCUGGAUUUGCAUAGCAAUAAUUUACAAGGGCAGCUUCCGCUCCUUUCUGAUGUCCUGUUGUAUCUGGACGUGUCAGAGAAUCAACUCAGUGGAUCCAUUCCAACAGAAUAUUCUGGUCUUGCAUAUCUGUUUCUCUCUCGAAAUUAUCUCAACGGCACCAUUCCACCGUCUAUAUGCCAAAUAAAGAUUGUGGAUCUCUCAAAUAACAAGCUUACAGGUAAGAUUCCUGCAUGUUUGAAAAAUAGCUCUUAUAUUGAGAUUUUGAAUUUAGAGAACAAUUGUUUGGAGGGCAAGUUGCGACGGGGGCUUGGAGACAUGCUUUCUCUUCAAACAUUAAAAUUGGGUGGAAAUGGACUGAAGUCGUAUAUCCCAUCCUCUCUUGCAAACAGUAAGGAGUUGGAGAUACUAGAUUUGAGCAAUAACAGAAUGAAAGGGAACAUUCCAACUUGGAUAGGGCAGCUUUCAAAGCUUAAGAUUUUGAUCUUGAGAUCAAAUAGAUUUGAAGGCAUAAUACCUUUAGAAGUCACAACACUGCCACUUCUUCAAAUCUUGGAUCUUUCAUCCAACAAAUUUUCAGGAAUCAUUCCCGCCACCAUUUCAUCUUUACAGGCCAUGAAAAACCAAACAGUAACAGCUGAAAUAUUUGAAGCUAGUACAGUUUUUGGCGACAUUUUCUAUGUGGAUCGAGUGACAGUCAUUAACAAAGCACAAGAAUUGGAGUAUGUAAGGUCAUUGGCACUGGUAAAAUGUAUUGAUCUAUCAAACAACAAUUUAGCAGGUGGAAUUCCUCCAGACAUGGGAUUGCUCGAUGGUUUGGUUAUUCUUAAUAUUUCAAGAAACCAUAUUACGGGUGAAAUCCCGAAGAGUUUGGGGAAAAUGCUACAAUUGGAGUCUCUUGAUUUGUCACACAACCAACUGUCUGGAAAUAUCCCUUUGGAGCUGCAAUCACUCACAUUCUUGGGUUACCUGGGCUUGUCCUGCAAUCAUCUUUCUGGUAGGAUACCACAAGGGGGACAAUUCUACACAUUUGAGGCAUCAUCCUUUUCAAACAAUUCAGGCCUGUGCGGCCUCCAACUCAAUACAACCUGUUGCGGCCUUCACCAAAGUAAACCUUGUCCGCCAAAUAUAGAUGUUGAUAAGAUGGAUGAAGAAGAAGAAGAAGAAGAAGAGAAGGAUACAUGGUGGGCAGUUGGUCUGGGAAUGAGCUUUGCAGUUGGGUUUUCAAUUCCUCAGCCAAAUCUGAAUGUGCGGGUGAAGGGCGAAGUGCAGGGUGCGUUUAUCUUUCUACACUUUAGAGAGAAGAUAAUGGCGGCGCUGGUAGUUUUAGGGCUUGCUGUUGUGUUAGGCGUUUUCAGUAGGGGUCAUGUUGUUUAUGGUUCGGGCUGGACUAAUGCCCACGCUACCUUUUAUGGAGGCAACGACGCAACUGGAACUAUGGGUGGGGCUUGUGGGUAUGGAAUUCUUUACAGCCAAGGAUAUGGCACUAAAAUAGCAGCACUGAGUACUGAGCACUGA
Messenger RNA from Cryptomeria japonica (Japanese cedar), 3315 nucleotides. Its product is annotated as receptor like protein 26-like. Bases 1 to 3315 code for a protein of 1104 amino acids. Lineage: Eukaryota; Viridiplantae; Streptophyta; Pinopsida; Cupressales; Cupressaceae. Gene Ontology annotation, cellular component: extracellular region. Gene Ontology annotation, molecular function: protein binding. The record is from RefSeq and is a predicted model, not a curated record. The transcript has 2 exons.